Molecule: messenger RNA, 693 nt
Organism: Acanthamoeba castellanii str. Neff
Lineage: Eukaryota; Discosea; Longamoebia; Acanthamoebidae
Product: glucosemethanol-choline oxidoreductase
Exons: 5
Coding region: 1-693 (230 amino acids)
Molecular function (GO): flavin adenine dinucleotide binding; oxidoreductase activity, acting on CH-OH group of donors
Source: RefSeq, a predicted model, not a curated record
AUGGACAAGGCCGUGGUUGAGAACAUCGGCAACUUGGUUCGCUACCUGCUGUUCAAGAAGGGGCCGUACACUUCCCAGGCCCUCGAGUCGAUGGCCUUCAUCCGCACCGAAAACUGUCACCUGCCCGACCCCAUUCCCGAUCUGCAAAUCCACUGCCUCUUCUCGGGCCUCACCGGCACGGAGCCCGAGAAGCUCAAGGCGCAGUUCGGCCUCAACAUCGAAGGCUACGAAACCAGUCAGUUUGGGUUCUCGCUCCUGCCGACCCUCCUGCACCCGAAGAUCCGCGGCAGCGUGCGGCUGCGCUCCAACUACCCCUUCGCCCUAUCUACCUCCGAGGAGGACCCCGAGAGCGAUGGCUACGUGCGGGCCUUAGUCAUCAAGAACUGCCUCACCGUGUACCACCCCACCGGCACCGCGCGCAUGGGGCCAGUGCAAGUCAAGACCACCGUGGUCGACACUCACCUCCGGGUGCACGGGCUGAAAAGCCUGCGUGUGGCGGACCUGAGCGUGUUUCCGGAGAUCAUCUCGGGCAACACCAACGCGCCGGCAAUCAUGAUCGGCGAGAAGGCCAGCGACAUCAUCCUACACGACACACUCAUCAGCACCGCCGACGGCCAACAACAGCCGGCCACCACCACUGUCGUCGUCGCUGCUGCUCGCGCCAGGCACAUUGUCGAGCAACUCUGGCGGUAG